AAAAGAAAUAUUAAUAGGGACUAUAUAUACGAGGAAAGAUCAUGUACAAAUAUAGAGUGAUAAGAUUUAGAUUAAAGUAGGGGAACUAAAUAUAACAAAACUAAAAAUAGAUGUAAAAAGAUCAUAUUUGAAAUUAAUUAAAUCUAUAUAUAUCUUUCUUGAAAUUAAAUUAAAUUUAAAUAUUUGAACGAACACCUUACCAAACCCUGACUGUAUAUAAUAGUAAUACACUCCCAAUCGGUUGUAUUAUGUAUAUCAGAUAAAUCAUAUCUUCUUCAUUACCCAACCCUUUCGCUUUCUCACAGCUUUCGGAAUUUGCAUAGCAAAAUGGCCGGAAUCUUGAUGAUUUUCGACUUCGAUAAGACGAUCAUCGACUUGGAUAGUGACAAUUGGGUGGUGGAUGAACUCGGCGCCACCGAUAUCUUCAAAGAACUCCUCCCUACCAUGCCAUGGAAUACUCUCAUGGAUCGGAUGAUGACGGAACUCCAUGCACAAGGAAAAACCAUUGACGACAUCGCCGAAGUCCUCAAACGCGUUCCGAUUCAUCCCGAUGUGGUUCCUGCCAUUGGAGCCGCUCACGCCCUAGGAUGUGAUUUGAGGAUUGUGAGUGAUGCGAAUACGUUUUUCAUCGAGACGAUUUUGGAUCAUCUUGGAAUAAGAGAAUGCUUUUCUGAAAUCCAUACGAAUCCAAGUUACGUCGAGGAAGAAGGAAGGCUGAGGAUUUUUCCUAUCCACGAUUUCCAUAAAUCUUCUCACGGAUGCAAUCUUUGCCCUCCGAACAUGUGCAAGGGACUCGUUGUGGAGAGAAUUCAAGCAUCAUUAAUGUCGGAAGAGAAGAAUAAGAAGUUCAUCUAUUUAGGCGAUGGAAGUGGCGAUUACUGCCCUAGUUUGAAGCUUGGAGAAGGAGACUUUCUGAUGCCGAGGAAGAAUUUCCCACUGUGGGACUUGGUUAGCCAAAACCCACAUGUGGUUAAAGCUGAAAUUCACGAAUGGAGCGAUGGAGAAGAGUUGGGGAGGAUCUUGUUGAGGUUAAUCAACACCAUUUCGACGGCGGAAAAUGCUGAUCAGUUCUUGCCGCCUCAAAGUAUGGCCAUUCCUGUGUACGAGGCCCUGCCUUCGUCCGCAUCAAAAUCAGCCAUGGUGGCUAAUUGAGUUCAAUUAUACAACAUCCAAUUUUUCAAACCAAUCAAAGGCAACACUAUCUUCUGAACCAUAACUCUAUCUUGAUUUUUUUGAUAAUAGUACAUAGUGAAAAUUAUUUAUUGAACAUAUGAUUUUGCCGCAUCUUAGCAUAUAUAUAUCUUGGCCUUAUGGUGAAGGCUUUAAUUAUUUAGGUUAUGGUCAAGGAUGGUCAUGUAAUAUAGAAACAUUUGACUCCGGUUAGGACCAUAAUAACAUCACUAAGGUUCAACUUGGACAUGAUACACAAUAAAUAGAGAGUAUAUAUAAAUUUUUUUCAUUUAAAUACCAAUAACAAUGUACUUGAAAAGUCAUUAUUUUAUUUAUUUGAAGUGUAAUUAAUGACGAAUGGAGGGAUGGAGAAGAAAUAUGUAGAGGAUGUUGAUGUCGGAAAAUGGUGAGUUAUUGUAACCCCAAAAUAUGGCCGUUCCUGUGCAUGAGGCCCUGCAAUGGUGGCCACUUGAACUUCUUACAAACAAACUUCUAAUUAAAUGUAUUCACUU
Molecule: messenger RNA, 1682 nt
Organism: Cucumis melo (muskmelon)
Lineage: Eukaryota; Viridiplantae; Streptophyta; Magnoliopsida; Cucurbitales; Cucurbitaceae
Product: inorganic pyrophosphatase 2-like
Exons: 4
Coding region: 328-1152 (274 amino acids)
Molecular function (GO): phosphatase activity
Source: RefSeq, a predicted model, not a curated record